CCGUUCUCACACACAUGGGCACUGGCGUUACUGCUGCCUGUCCUGGUCACCCCCGCAGUGCCCUGGCAUGUCCCGUGUAGUGUGCCAGGCUCUUCCCGCUACCCAGCCCUAUGGAGACCCUUAUCACUAGGCUCCUCGUUCUUCAGGCUGGUGUUAGUAUGGCAGUAUCGUGACCUCAGGUAUACAGAAUCAGGCUAAACAAUGAGCUAUCCCGGUUAUCCUCCAAUGGGUGGGUUUCCUCCUAUCCCUACAGGUGGUAACCCAUGGGGGGCACCCAGUAAUCCACCUCCCAUUGGGCUGGAUAUGCAAGGUGGUUUCUCUCAGCAGUACAAUCCACAGCAAUACAUGCAGGCAGGAUCGCAGGCAGGAUCAAGCUUUCCAUAUGGAGGAAUGAACCCGUCCCAAGGAAUGUAUCCACCAGCAAGUGGUGGGUACCCACCUACACAGGCACCUGGGUAUGGGGCACCUCAACAACCUCAAAUGCCUGGAUAUGGUAUGUACCCAGCUCCGGGUGGACCUCAACCAGGGAUGCAUGGAUUUAAUGGAGGAUACCCAGGUCAGCUUCCUGGACAACCACUUCCAACACCAGGACAGCCUCCAAUGCCAGCACCAGGGCAGCCUCCAAUGACCUUUCCUGGCCAGCAGCCAAUGCCAGCACCAGGACAGCCUCCAGCGACAUUUCCUGGCCAGCAGCCAAUGCCAAGCUAUCCUCAGAAUCCAGCAGUAAACCCCUCCAUGCCACAGUAUCCAUCACAACCAUCAGGAACACCCAAUAUUCCUCCAAUGAAGGUUGGGAAGAGAGGCACAAUUGCAGAUGCACCAAACUUUGAUCCACUCCGAGAUGCUGAAGUUCUCAGAAAGGCCAUGAAAGGAUUUGGAACUGAUGAACAGGCCAUUAUUGAAUGCCUGGGAAGCCGGUCAAACAAGCAGAGGCAGCAAAUCAGUUUAUCCUUUAAAACUGCUUACGGAAAGGAUUUGAUAAAGGACCUGAAAUCUGAAUUGUCCGGGAACUUCGAGAAAACAAUCUUGGCAAUGAUGAAAGCGCCGGCAGUUUAUGAUGUUUAUGAAAUCCAUGACGCCAUUAAAGGUGCUGGGACAGAUGAAGAAUGUCUCAUUGAGAUCCUAGCAUCUAGAUCCAAUGCAGAAAUACAUGAAAUCAACAGAGUGUAUAAAGUAGAGUUUAAGAAGACCUUGGAGCAAGCCCUUAAGAGUGACACAUCUGGACACUUCCAGAGACUGCUUAUAUCCCUAAGUCAGGGAAACAGAGAUGAGAGCACCAAUGUAGAUAUGUCAUUGGUCCAGCGUGAUGUACAGGAAUUGUAUGCAGCUGGAGAAAAUCGCUUGGGAACUGAUGAGUCCAAGUUUAAUGCCAUUCUAUGUGCACGCAGCAGGGCACACCUUAAUGCAGUUUUCCACGAGUACCAGAGAAUGUGCAACCGAGACUUGGAGAAGAGUAUCUGCCGUGAAAUGUCUGGAGAUCUGGAGAGAGGCAUGCUAGCAGUGGUAAAAUGCCUUAAAAACACUUCAGCUUUCUUUGCGGAGCGCCUCUACAAGGCAAUGAAGGGUGCUGGAACUAAAGACAAGACUCUAAUCCGUAUCAUGGUGUCUCGGAGUGAAGUAGAUCUGGUUGAUAUCCGUCAGGAAUACAAAAGAAUGUAUGGAAGAUCUCUGUACACAGAUAUCACGAGUGACACAUCUGGAGACUACAGGAAGACCCUGCUGAAGCUUUGUGGGGGCAAUGACUAAGCUCGUGUUCACACCUUCUAACUCAAAGACUCUUCAUCUGUGUUUUUUAUGCUUGUUCACAUCAUAGGCUGACUGUUCUGAUAUCGGGCACUCAGCUCCUCAAUGGUAGACUGCACCUACACAAGAUGCAAGAGCAUCAAUAUAUAUAGUCCUAUUGCCAAUAAGCACACUGCACAAUUCAGUUUACUCCCUGUUUCUUCUCAUUAGAUUAUUAUUAUUUUUUUUUUAUUCAUUAUUGAAAUAAAAUGUUUCUUCAUAUAUGUGGAAGCCAAAGGCCACUGGUAUAUUAUCACUUUUCUGACAUAAGUCUCUUUUUUUUCUUCAUUAAAUAUUUUGUUCUUUCAUAGAACAUCAUUUCUGAUGACUGAGGGUAAAGUGUAUAUGAGUUGGAUUUGCCUUAGAUAGUUUAUUCAGGUAAUCCACAGAUGAGCGGGCAGUAUACAGCUAAUCGACAGACAGUAUACAGAGAAAUCUGUAAGACAGAUCCUCACUGAACUGUGAAUAUUUGCCACCAUGGGUUAAAAAAUGCUAGUAUUUAUCUUCAUGUAAUCUGCCACACAAUCUGUUAAAGGGGUACUCCGGUGGAAAACUUUUUUUUUUUUUUUAAAUCAACUGGUACCAG
This is a messenger RNA of Hyla sarda, 2368 nucleotides long. RefSeq names its product annexin A11 (gene ANXA11). Gene Ontology annotation, biological process: phagocytosis; cytokinetic process. Gene Ontology annotation, molecular function: calcium ion binding; calcium-dependent phospholipid binding. The transcript has 15 exons. NCBI's taxonomy places the organism in Eukaryota, Metazoa, Chordata, Amphibia, Anura, Hylidae. The record is from RefSeq and is a predicted model, not a curated record. Gene Ontology annotation, cellular component: cytoplasm. Bases 202 to 1746 code for a protein of 514 amino acids.